AUGUUUACCUCACUACUUCCCUUUCUUCUUCUCUCUGCCCAAGCGCUGGCCCAGAUUCCUGAAGCCUUCACUAAAGGGUUCGACCCAGAGACUAUCGAGCUCGUCGUAAGAUAUCCAGAGUCAGGCAAGAUCCAAGACGGCGAAACCCUCUCCGUAAAUGAAACCUCAAUCCUCCCUGAGUUCGCCCUUGGAGAUUCCUCAGCAAUCAGCACAUCCACAAACUACAUAGUAGUCAUGCUGGAUCCUGACACCACGCCCGACCCAUCCACUCAGGUGUUGCACUACCUCCGAACCGACUUUUCCGUCGAGGAGUUCACGAAGCUGUCCUCUGCGAGCACUACAAUCCCUGUGCCAUAUCUGGGGCCAGUCGGGGAGGAUGUCAAGACGCAUAGAUAUGUGUUUUUGCUGUAUGUGCAGCCAGAUGGAUAUGAAGGGAAAUUGGUCCCGAGCGCCGACGGCGAUCGGAGCUUUAAUGUUUCGGCGUGGAGAAUCGAGAACCAGAUGAAGCCAGCCGUAGCCGGAGUACAUUUCGUCUGUCAACCAGACGGUGGGGAGGGUGAUGUUGGUGGGGACUACGGCUAUGGUGAUGGUGAGGACGAUAGUGAUGAUGAGGGCGAGGGUGCUGAGACUACUACAUGCUCCGAGGGAGCGUCAAUGACCAGCAGCGCGGCUUUGACCUCGAUGCCAGCCCCAACAACCACCUCGACCCCAGGCGACGAGGGUGAAGAAGGUAUCUUGACCGACACCGUCGCCCCUCCCGAAGCUACCUCUUCUGCGGCCGCCACUGCCACAGGUACAUCCCCGUCGGCCCCUGCAACCACACAUACCGUUCUCGUCGGCGGCCCCGGAGACCUCCUCCUCACCUACCAGCCCCCAUUCGUCAACGCCCUUCCCGGCGACCUCAUCACCUUCGAUUUCCGCGAGAAGAACCACACCGUGACACAAUCCACCUUCGACACCCCCUGCGUCUCCAACCCCUCCGGCGUUAAAUCCGGCUUCCGCCCCAACGCCGAGGGCACAGCAGGAAAGGAGGUCUUUGAGUACCAGGUCGUCGACACAACGCCGAAAUGGUUCUACUGCGCACAGGGAACGCACUGCAAGGCUGGUAUGGUGUUUGCGGUCAACCCGGGCGCGAAGUGGGAGGCUUUUGUCGAGAAUGCGAAGGCGGGGGGGACGGCUCCUUCUGCUUCUCCUUCUGCUACUGCUACUGCUACUGCUACUGCUUCUGCUACUGCGUCUGUGUCUGUGUCUGUUACUAGUUCGGUGGGCGCGAUUGCUACCUCUACGUCUACCUCCACGGCUACAGCGACGGCUUCGGCUACACAGAGUGGUGGUGCGGCCGUGCCGAGCGCGAAUUCGACGGCACCCGGUGACGGGUCUCCGCCGGCGUUUGAAGGUGCGGCCUCUGCGGGAGCGGUGGCGAGUUGGGUUUUGCUGGGGCUGGCGGGUGUGGCAGCGUUGGCUACAUUGUAG
This is a messenger RNA of Morchella importuna, 1473 nucleotides long. RefSeq lists its product as uncharacterized. Bases 1 to 1473 code for a protein of 490 amino acids. Lineage: Eukaryota; Fungi; Ascomycota; Pezizomycetes; Pezizales; Morchellaceae. The record is from RefSeq and is a predicted model, not a curated record. The transcript is spliced from 2 exons.